Messenger RNA from Mya arenaria, 3450 nucleotides. RefSeq lists its product as uncharacterized. The record is from RefSeq and is a predicted model, not a curated record. NCBI's taxonomy places the organism in Eukaryota, Metazoa, Mollusca, Bivalvia, Myida, Myidae. Bases 422 to 2998 code for a protein of 858 amino acids. Gene Ontology annotation, biological process: viral genome replication. The transcript is spliced from 2 exons.
UUUUGAUAUAGUUGUCUUUGCGAUAUUUAUACUUGGGAGUUAAAUGCUUGAUCUUGACAUGUGAUCGUGUUUCUAUAAAACUGACAAAAAAUGGUGAUUACUGUGGAUGUUUCGACAAGUGAAUGGAAUAACAGUUACGACUACAAGUCAUACAAGCCAAAAAGAGACAUCGUCGAGAUCAGGGACUGCCCACUGAUUCCAGGCACAUUGUACUCUGUUGUCAUCUGCGGUUUAGAUAACAUACCCAAUAUCCACGCUGCUAUUGCCCCAAAAAACUUGAAACUCACAAAAAACGGUGAAAUCAUCAAAACAAAAAACGGAGUAUGCCAAGAAUACGUUUCAGCCGAGAACAUCGCUGCAAACAAACUGCACUCUAUAGUGACGUCGCAGUGGUCCACCCCCACAAUGCAUAUACGACGGUAUGACCUUGAACGAAAGGAACAUUGUCAAUGCGGUGAAGAAUAUUUUAAACUCCAUGCCCAGUGCUUGCUUCUGGCACGACGGCCAUUCAGACCCAACUUGUCAUUUCCAAACAAUGCAUCUCCAUGUCGUCGUCCACACCCUCAGCCAGUCAUUACACCGGGGAGUUUACAGUAUGAAUCGAGCACAGAAAGUAUUCAGGGAGAUGGAGCCAUACUUUCCUGGAUUGACCGUGCGGUCUCAGAAAUGCAGGAACUUCAAAGGGCUACUGAGUUAUUGCCUGCAACCCCCACGCGUGUUCGCCGGGUGCAACAUUCAGGAUAUGCUGGACACCAUCAGACACCUAGAGGACCCAGACAGCAUAGAACAUCAACUCCAUCAGCCCCGGAACGUACUCGAAGAAGAUUGGGAGGAAGAAGAGGCUCAGAAUACGAACGCGAGAUCUUCAAUGGAAACAGGAGGAGGGGAAAUAGGGAGAAUCUUAGCAGCCCAAGCAGCCCAGACACGAGCUACAACCCCGACCAAUACGGAAUCUCCGACUUUUCAACAAUCGAUUGGGACCCCAACAGCCCGUCCACAAGGUCAAGUCGCGAUCACAGCUACAGCCCGCAAAACUCAGGUCGUCAUCGACAUGCUGCUACGGUACAACGCAGUCACAUUAGACGAGGUCCUAGAACGCCUUCUCCGCGAAGAGCCUCUCCAAACAGCACUACUUCAACAGUGGCGUUCCAUUAUGACAGCCCCGAACGUGAAGAUGAUUUUAGGUCAGGCUCUGAAUGAAAUGAACAUUAUGAGAAAUGCACGGGGAGACACAUAUGUCGACACUUUCAUUAAGGCAAACUACGAAGACAUGAAGUGCAUGACUGUCCAGGAAACCGCCUCUCUCUUUGUACAUUGGUGCAGGGAACAAGACAUCCCUCCAGAACGACUAAUGUUGGACAUUUAUCUGGUACUGAACAAAACACUCAACAAAGUCAACACUCUGAUGCUUCAUGGAAGGUCAAACGCCGGUAAGACGUACUGGGCCAACUGUCUCACACCCUUCCCAAAUAAGGUUGGCCAGACAAUUCCAUCGGCAGAUUUCGCCUACCAGGACUGCAUUGGCAAAGAGGUGAUCAUAAUCCCAGAAAUUAACCUUGUAAAGGCAGAACAGGUCGAAGAAUUUAAGACGAUCACCGAGGGAAUGAAAAAAAAAGUAAACAUCAAACACAGGGACCCUAGAUUUCUUGACAGAACGCCAAUCAUCUUGAGCUGUAACACCAAACCUUGGGCAACAUACUCUCAGGAGGAGGCAGGGCUGCGAAACCGGAUGAUUUCGUAUGAAGAUCUCAAAGAAAGCCAGGUAUUGAAAGACGUAGGAGAUGCAAAUCCCAGGUUUUUCGCAAAUUGUUUCGCGUUCAUAAAAGCAGACUUAGACAAGGACAUACAUUUCGCCAGCAACUUGCAAGACGACGACUUCCGGUCUGAGGUAGAGGGUGUGAUACUUCCGUUUCUCAUGCAGCAAACUCAGAACUACGUCUCUCUGGAAGAAUAUUGGGCAGAUGAAAUGAAAGAAGCUCAAGAUAGGGGACAGUUUGCCAUGUUGAACUUGGGUGUGGACCUGGACCGUUAUCUCUGCUUAGAACCAGAUCGCCUAGACAGGUAUCCAAUUAAUCUCAUCAACAGAGACAUGCAGAGGGUCAUCACUUUAUGGAUGCAGUGGGCUGGUGACUAUUCAUGGGCUUGGGACUUUGACAAUGCAGUACUGCUGGAUCAUUCACUGAACAAAUACAAAGUAAAAAACAUGCCUGCCUACAUCAUUCAGAAGCUCAAAUAUCAAAAGGUACGCCUCAUCAAGGUCUACAAAAUGUAUGAUCGUGUGCUGUCCAGUAUGACAAUGGUAGGCAGUUACCUGGUGAAAAAGUCCAUCCAUGCCAUCAUCCAGGCCAUCUCAAAAAUGGAAGAAGCUUAUGAUCAAAAAAGCAAAAGGUUUGCACCAAAAAUAACAAGCACAUCAAUCAAACAGACACAACAAAAUACUUGGAUGGAAGAUGAAAUAAUGUCUGAGUGGUACCCGGAAGAAGAACUACCAUCUGAUCUGAGAAAUUUGGGAAUUAAAGUAAGACACUCUCCCCCCACCCCUCCUCUGUCGCCUAUCCGAAAAAGAAGUAAGCCAGACAUGUCAGGAGAUGCUCCCGAGGGUGCUAGUUUCUGCGUGCCGAAAGUCAGCGAGCCAUUCACUAGUGCAGACACCGGAAGUAAGACCUACUUUCCACACAUUUCAGAACAAGAUGAAGAAGCAGGACCUAGUACAGUUUCUGAUAUUUAUCAUUCUCAGACUCCCAGCAUGUCUACUGAGGAAGCUCGAAAAAAAAUUGAGCAAGCACUAUUAAACAUGUCACAGGGUGAAAACCGGAAAAGGGUCGAAGAUCAAGUACAGACCUAUUUACUCAUCUCCCAGGCACAGAAAACCGGAAAUGAGGCCGAGCUCACCCGACUUAGGCAUUCAAGAAACGAGUACGCCGAGCCCGAUGUCCUCGACAAGCACCUAGAAGAAGAACUAGGCUACAUCUGGCAUGAUGUAAAAAACUACCUGUAAUCAAUGCCGGAAAUACGUUAUUCAAAUCCAGGAGACCCGGAGUACGAUGACUUUGACAAUUUAAAUGAUAGCCGUGAAAACCAUGUAUUUGAUGGUUCUGAUUUUGUUUUUGAUCAAUUGUUAGAAGUUUUACAAAGUGUUUAUUUAGAUGAUACUAUUGAAAUUGUUGUUACAGUUAAUCCAAAUGAAGUGUACAUAGACAUGGAGAGAGUUGAUUACGAAGCUAUUAAUUCACAAAUUUCACUUUGUCGUGUUCUUAUUGACAUGUUUAUACAAGAAUACCCAGAUCUUGGGCGUUUUUUGACAUUGUAUGGCUAUGAAACUAUGGAUGAUUGUUAUGAAAAGUUACGUAUUUUGAACCAAAUUAAAAUGUUGUAUAAGGCUGAAGAAUGAAUAAAUAUGUGUUAACAGUUCUAACCAACUUGUUACUAAAAAAAAAUAAAAAAAUAAAC